Molecule: messenger RNA, 4583 nt
Organism: Prunus mume (Japanese apricot)
Lineage: Eukaryota; Viridiplantae; Streptophyta; Magnoliopsida; Rosales; Rosaceae
Source: RefSeq, a predicted model, not a curated record
UGCCCUCGUCUUUCUCCGUCUCUCAGUCUCCCUCCAGCACAGACACAGAGAUCACAACCGCACUAGCAAACGACGUCGUAAACAAGCCAAACAGGAUGGUGUUCCUCCACCAGCAAAUCCCUUCACGCAAGCGACCGGCCUCCUCUUCUUUCGUCCCUCCUUUGCCUCCCCCAAAAUCUUCCAAACCCUACACCACCAAUCCGACCCCAAACGACGUCGUCGAGACCCCAGCCAUCGACAAAAUGGCCUCUAUACUCGCCGACGCUGGCUGCACCCUCCUCAACCACUCGGGCCCACCGUGCCUCCCUUCGGACCCACACCAGCUCCGCCGCCACCUCCACCGCACUUUCUCCUCUUCCGAAAAUGCCCCUGCUCUUCUCUCUGAUUUCCUCUCCGGCCUCUCCACUUACAUCAACUCCUCCAAAAACCUCCGCAGGAUUCUCACCGCCUCAGGCAGAAGCGAGAGCUUAGUCCGACACCUACUGCUGGUCCCCUCCAUCCAAUUACAGAUUCAGAACAUGCUUCUCGAGAAGCUUCCAGAGUAUUUCCAUGUAUAUCCGGAACAUUCCGGUCCAUCGCUGUCUCUUGAAGACGACAUCGCUAGGCUUAUCAUCAAUCACUUCCGGUGGCUCGAUUUCAUUGUCGAUCCAAAUGCCUUGGCCGAGAAAUUGAUGCUGGUUCUUUCAAUUUGCCCUCUGCAUUUGAAGAAAGAGAUCAUCGGAUCGUUGCCGGAGAUCAUCGGAGAUCAGAAUAACCAGACUGUGGUUCGAUCUCUUGAGAAAUUGCUCCAGGAAGACUCGGCUGUUGUUGUGCCUGUGCUUGACUCCUUUUCGAAUCUUAAUUUGGAUCCUCUGUUGCAAGAGCAGGUAAUCACCAUAGCAUUGUCAUGCAUCAGAACAAUCGAUGCGGAGCACAUGCCUCAUCUGCUUAGGUUUUUACUGCUUUCAGCGACACUGUCAAAUGCACGGAGAAUAAUCUCACAGAUCCGUCAGCAGUUAAAAUUUGUUGGAGUUUCAAAUUAUCGUACAUCAGAAAAGAGUAAACUCAAAGGGAAGUCGCGCGAGGACAACACAGAGGCUUCAAUUCUUGAUGCGUUGAGAUCAAGUCUUCGAUUUAAGAAUAUACUAUGUCAGGAGAUUUUGAAAGAGUUAAACAGUCUUGAGAAACCUCAGGAUCACAAAGUCAUUGAUAUAUGGCUACUUAUGCUGAUAUACAUGAAUGGUGAAACCCUGCAAAGGAGCAUUGAAAAGGUAUUCAAGAAGAAAAUUAUUGAAGAUUGCAUUCAGGAAGCUAUGUUUGAUCAAUGCAUUCAUGGACACAAGGAGCUGGUACAGGAUUACUUUCUAUCUUUCAUUUCUUUGUCUGAGUACCUGUUGGCUUGCAAAGAGCCAAAAGCCCGGGAGUUUGGCAUCCAUAUGUAUGUUUGUCUCUUUGAGGAGUUUGCUGAUACUUAUUCAAGACAGGAAGUUCUUGGUUCGCUGGUUACCCAUGUGGGCUCAAGUGUGGGUUUUGAAGUCAGUUCUGCUUUAGAGACAAUGGCUUUGCUGGCCUCCAAAUAUUCACAGCAAUUAAUUCCUCUUUCUUCUCAUAUUAAUGGUAUCCUUGAUUACUUAGAGGGAUUUAGCGUUGAAAAUUUGCACAAGGUCUACGAGAUUUUUGGCCAUCUGGCACUUUUGGCUCGGUCUAGUGCAGAUUCAUAUGGUUCUUCCUUUGCAAAUGAACUUUUGAUGAUAGUACGGAAGCAGGUCAGUCAUCCAGAGCUGAAUUACAAGAAGAUGGGCCUUGUCGGAACUCUGAAGAUAGUUUCCUGUCUAGGAGAUGCAACUGAUGUUACCUGUACAUCCUCAUCUCAAAAAUCAAAUUGUGAUGAGGCUUUGGAACUCUUGAAAAUAGCUUUGGACUCUUGCAAACAGUUGCCCUUACCUUUGAUCAUGUUUUAUGACGAACUGACUGAAAUGAUGGAUUAUAAAACACUUCAUCCAACAGUUAUGGAAUGGAUUGGGAAACAUGUCGGAGAGUUUGAACCUCUGUUUCUGUCUGAUCUUGAUGGUGGGAAUUUGGCUGUUAAGGACUCGUACUGUGGUUUAGAAGGGGAGAUGUGGAUGAACUUGGAUGGUGAUAUAUCACCAAUAUGUCUAAACAUUUUGCCAUUAGCUUCCUCUUCAUCACAGUCUGCUUCUUCUUUACAAGUGCUUCCUGCUAACUUCCUUUUAUUAUCUGCAAUUGAAAGGCUGACGAAUCAAGGAUCCCUUGGUGGAAUUGAUGCACUACUUGGCUGCCCUUUGCACCUGCCUUCUUCUAAGUAUUUCUUUGGAUCUGAGUGGAAGUCUCUGACAGGGAAGCAGAAACAGAUUUUGUGUGCCUCCCUAUAUUAUGCUGCCAAUUGGAUACGGGAGCUACUCAAUGCCUUCUGUACACAAGUUACUGGAAUAUUUGAAUUUACAAGCCAGGCUACAAAGGAGGAUAUAAUUUCCAAGCUAUUGAAGCGUUUGAGGAACCUUCUAUUUUUGGAAAGCUUGUUAAACAAUUGCAUUGGGAGGUACUCUCUAUCUCUUCCUGAACUUCAUCCUUAUGUGGAUGUCUACCGUUCUUCUGCAUUAAACCAACCUCACCGUAUGGGGCACAUUGAAAAGAAACUUGACCAUAAGAAAAAACAUGAGGAAACCUCUCCAAGUGGCACAAGGACAAAUAAAAAGACCUCAAAGGAAACAACAUCAGAUACCAACCGGAAUCUCCGGCAGCCUACAUUAUUGGAUGUCUUAGAGAAAGCGGGAGUUCUACCAGGCCAAGAUGUGCCAAAUGAGGAUUCUUCUGGUUUAUCUACAAAGGGAAGGUCAUAUGAGUCAUCAGAGAAAAAUUCCCAUGACUCUGACGAGGCGCCCUCUAUAGAAAUUUCUGCUGUUGGCAAGGCUAUCGAAGCUCAGAGGAUUAAUUUCAGACCCCUCCUAGUUCAUUGUUAUGCCAUUUUGACAUUUUCAAAGAGUGAAGCCUCCUGUUGUAUCGAUGCUGCUGCUGAGUUACCCCUAUAUCUGUACCUUCUGCGUGAUCUUCACUACAAGCUGGAUUUCUUCACUCCUGGAAAACAAUUGUGGGGUAGAUGCUUGAGUGCUCCAGUUGGGUUCACCAGGUUGACGGUAGAUGGAUUUUUGAGCAACCACUCUUUCCAAGUAUUAAGAGGGGAUGAAGCUUGUGAAGAACAUUGGAAUAUUCAAUCUACUUUUGCCAGAAAUCCAAAUAUUCCCAAUCUUGUACUUUCAAAAUCUGCAGUUUCUACUUCAGUAUUCAAAGAAGUGCUUCAUUGCUUCAGUGUGAUAUUAAACCUUGCUGGUAUUCAGACAGACAAGUCAGCUCUCUCAUGUCUGCUAGAAGCAUUCCAGCCUACAGAGAUUCCAGAUAGCUUAAUGGCAGACAUACAACCUAAGCUUUCUCCUGGGUCUACAGAGUAUUUAUAUUUGGGUGCUUAUGCAUUUUUUGAAGGUGUCUUGGACAUAGCAUGCUCUUUCUCCUUUAUGCUGGCUUCAGAAUCACUUUUUACUCUAGAAUCGGUUGUAACCUCAAUCCAGAAAUUCAUCAGUAAGUUGGAGGGAAAUAGUAAAAACGUGCACUCAGAAUUUAUCCGGGAAGCUCUUCCAACUUUGCGCAGCAAACUUGGUAUUUCUGCUCAGAAUAUUUUAAGGCAUAGUUGGGAUAAUGAAAAUCUUGAGAAUGGUUGGAAGAGAAAAGGAGAAACAGUACAGAGAAUAUUGCGCAUCUACCUGGACAGUAGCAACUCAACUUCUGACCUGCUGGAUAAGCUAGCCUGCUCUAUUUUGCCUCAGGCUUUAUGCGAACAAAUUGGAGAAGAUGAUCAUCAUGGUUUCCCAUCUCUAAGUUCUGGAACAUUUGUUGUGUGGUACAAGAUACUGCAUGAAGAGAAUCUUUCUGUUCUUAACAAAUUGGUGAGCUCUGUUCUACUAAAGAAAACCAGUACUCGUGCUCAACCUGAAACUAUUGAAAAACUUCUAAGCAAGCUACAACAGUCUGUAAAUGUGGUUGUGUCAUUAGUUACCCUUUGUAAAACUUGUGCCAAGGUGACUCUGCAUGCCAUGGCUGUUGGUUAUGGAGGGAAGUUUGUUGAUUCCUUCCUGAAAGUUUUUGACUUCUUAGAGUCCCACUUUCAAGUUCACAAUGAGCAUAUAAUCCACUUGGGCUUGAGACAAACAAGUAUAACCAGAAAAAUUCCUGCUACAAAGAGAUCUAUGGAACGCUUUUUAUUCUGUGUGAAAGCUCUUCUCCAUACAACAUCAAAUGGUUCUUCCUUCUGGAUGGGCAACCUGAAGCAUAAAGACUUGAAAGGUCAGGUGGUGAGUUCCCAAGUGUAUGUGGAUUCUGAAGAUGACCACGUUGAUGAAGAGCCAGCCGAAGUCGCUGAUGAAGAGCCAGCCGAAGCUGCUGAUGAGGAGCCAGCCGAAGCUGGUGGUGAAGAGCCAGCCGAAGCUUCUGGUGAAGAGCCAGCCGAAGCUUCUGAUGAAGAGCAAGCCGAAGCUGCUGAUGAUUAUCCACCUGUUAGUGUUGCUAGUGAAGAGGACAGAGAUACAGAAUGA